Micromonas commoda is the source of this 1263-nucleotide messenger RNA. RefSeq names its product ligand-gated ion channel family transporter (gene LIC1). The transcript has 2 exons. Gene Ontology annotation, biological process: monoatomic ion transmembrane transport. Gene Ontology annotation, cellular component: membrane. The coding region runs from base 1 to 1263 and encodes 420 amino acids. Gene Ontology annotation, molecular function: extracellular ligand-gated monoatomic ion channel activity; transmembrane signaling receptor activity. NCBI's taxonomy places the organism in Eukaryota, Viridiplantae, Chlorophyta, Mamiellophyceae, Mamiellales, Mamiellaceae. The record is from RefSeq and is a predicted model, not a curated record.
AUGCAUCACUUCCAGCUCCCGAUAUGCGCGGUCGUCGCCAUUUUGGUACUGGCGACCUGCACCCCCGUGCACUCCGUGUGCUCGGGCCCGACCGACCCAGGCGGCGUUCGCACCGCGAUGUUGGCAUCGCACGACGAAUAUAGCCCGCCCGCGCCCCAGUCGGGCGAGACCAAGGUCAUGGUCGAAGUCUCCGGCGAGCUCGAGCUGAUAAAGUCGGUGUCCGAGCCCACGGGUUCGAUCCAGAUGGCCAUCCAGCACACGAUGACCUGGCCCGACUCCAGGCUGGCGUUCAACACAACGACCAGAAACAACGGGUGCUUCGACCACGAGCGUGCCGUGUUCCCCUCGGCGAUGCUCUCCGAGGUCUGGCACCCCGAGUACUCGUUCUUGAACGCCAUCGGAUCCUUCGGCACCGCGUCCACGUUCUUAGUGUUCAAGAACGACGGUGAGGUCAGGGUGACGAUCCGAGAGGGCGUCACCGCGACGUGCAUCUUCGAUUUCAAGAAGAUGCCGUUCGACGAGCAGACGUGCUACGCGCGAAUGUUGCUCAACGCGCCUUCCAAGAUGGUCGCGUUCACAGCCCCGACGACCGGACAGGAGCUGUUCAAGAUCCCGACCGGCGGUUUGCUCGGCGGCACCACCGAGUGGACCGUCCUUGGCACGAACAUGACCGUGGGCGAGAGAGCUGGAAUGCCCCCAAUGUCGUACGUCGACUUCACGGUCCGGAUGAAGCGAAAGCCGGACUACUGGAUCGCCUUCGUGUUACUGCCGUCCAUCUUCCUGGUGGCGCUGAGCUACGGCACGUUCUGGAUCCAACGCGGAGCCAUUCCCGCGCGCGCCGCGUUCUGCUUCAUCGCCUACCUCUCAAUCAUCAACCUCACGAAAGGGGCGCUCGCGUCGUUGCCGAAACUGAGCGCCUCGGACGCGUGGAUGCUCGGCGUGCUGAGCAAGAGCCAGUACUUCUGCGCGUACACCGUGCUGGGCGUCGUCGUCGCCAACUACCUGCUCCACGUCGAGACUCGCGUCGACGCCGCGCUUAAGGACGCGAGGGAUAAAGAAGACGCGUCGCUCGGGGAGAAGAUCAGCGACAUGAGGGGGUUCGUCCGCGGCAAGGCUGGGAGGUUCGCGGGGAUGCUCGUGGGGAAGGACGGGAAGAUGAGGUUCGCCGACAGGCACGUCGACGUGUUCUCGCGAUGGUGCUUCCCCGCGGCGUACGUCGCCGCCGUCGCUCUCGUCUCAAUCGAGGCUGGCGUGUUUGCGUGA